Penicillium macrosclerotiorum is the source of this 1764-nucleotide messenger RNA. RefSeq lists its product as uncharacterized. The record is from RefSeq and is a predicted model, not a curated record. Lineage: Eukaryota; Fungi; Ascomycota; Eurotiomycetes; Eurotiales; Aspergillaceae. The coding region runs from base 1 to 1764 and encodes 587 amino acids. The transcript is spliced from 5 exons.
AUGGAUGAGCUCCAGCCUUACACCUUUAUGGCGAGUGCUGGAUCCUCGCAUUCAGAUUCAACUCCAAAGCCUACACCGCUAGAUCGACCUUCAUUCACCUUUAUUGGUCACGAUGACGACCUGACGUUGAAAAGAAUCAAGGAUGUCAAUGCCCGCAAGGCUAUUCGCUCCCAUGUCAUGCGCGAUGUACGCCGACGGGAGAGGCUGGCGGGUCUCAAGCGAACCUCGCGGCGUGAGAACCGAGGCGAAGCUGCUCCGACAUCAUCACCGGGCAAGCAGUCAGAGUCCGAGGACCAAAGACUUGUCCUCAGAGCAGCCUCUCAAUCAUCUCCAUCGUCUCUUAUCAAGACGGAGACCGAUGACAAGUUUCUCUAUUCUAAACAUCGACGAGACCGUCCAUCGAAAUGGAGUGCUGGCUACCCGUUGGUAACCCAGCUAACUCCCAGCCCCCGAUCCCUGCCAACCUCAUGGUUCUUUGAUCCUUUCUGCUCAUUACCAGGAACCAGUGAACUUCCGUCGAUGGUUGCACAUUUAGUCUAUUAUUGGAAAUCUGUCUUUGUUCCUAUGACUUUUCCCAGCGAACUCAAAGGCCGAGAAUCACAAGAAGUAGAAUUAAUGGUCCGAUCCUCCUUCUCGGACCCAGGGAGCUUCUUUGGCUUGAUGAGCAUGUGUGCUGCACAUCGAGCGGUUCUAGCAGUGGAUCGGUUUGGCACAUUGAAUUCCGAACUCCAUAACCGGAUUGUCAAUGAUCCGGAUUAUUGUAUCAUGAAGGCAAAGUCAAUUCGAGAAAUGAAUGCCAAAAUGCGCGAUUCUCAACGUGCUCUGAGUGAUGAGGCGUUCGAUACGAUUGUCAACCUCCUGACUGGCUCGUUGAUUGCCGGUCUUUUUGACGAAGCUCGAAUUCAUCUCACCGGCCUUCGACGUAUGGUAGAACUACGAGGAGGGAUCACGGAUGAGAGCAUUCGCUCCGCGUCAAUGCUAUCUGCAAUCAUUACGACCGAUGUGAAGGCUGCUUCGGGUUUAUUGGUCAAGCCUGUUUUCCCACUCACUUGGGAUUCCCAGCCAGUGCCCCAGGUGAUUCAGCAGCGAAUUCAACCACCUACGUCGUCGCCGGCUUAUCAACUCGGUUCUGGAUUCUUUUCGAAUAUGCUGCUUAGCUCACCCUUGAUUCGUAUCCUACAUGUCAUUCGCGACAUCAUUUAUUAUAGCCUCACUGUGCAAACUGUACCGGCAGUCAUUCAGCCAGACGAUCAUCAUUUCUUUCGUGUGUUGAACUGUGAGGCAGAGCAUCAACUCCUCAGUUAUGUCUAUACAAACAGUUCACCGACUGUGGAUCACCUGGGCUUGCCCUUUGAGAUUCACCCCAUCGAAGCAGUCACGCGUGUGGCAGCUAUAUCAUUCCUGAAUAAUUUUCUGAUAGUCUCUCCUCCAUCGUCGGGCCUUGGUCGAGCCCUCACGAAUCAUCUGAGGGCCGCGAUGAGCAACUGUACGCUAUGCCUUCUUUUCACUAUGUCGAAGGAGAACUUUGGAUGUUUUGCAUGGGCUUUGUUUAUUGGCGCCCAUGGGGCUCUGGGUCAGGCUGAGAGACCCUGGUUUAUGGAGCGGCUGGCUCGCAUCGCAAUCAUCUGUGAAUGGCAAACCUGGGAGCAGGUCUCCAGGAUCUUAUCAGACUAUUUCUUCAUCCCGGCUAUCCACGAGAUAGAGUGGAGAUCUAUCUGGGAUGAAGCAAUGGCAGGAUUUGUAUCUUCACUGGAACACCCAUGA